AUGAAUGGUCGUGAAGGGUCGGAUUCUUUGGACAGUCCCAAUGAACACAAUAUACCUUUACCAACUACUGAAUGGCAGCGGUCAUCGCCAUGGUAUGGCGAGGCAACCACUAUAUCUUCGCAGACAUCUUUGUUCACACCCGAAUUGACAGAUGUCAUUGUGCCAACAAUCGAGACGACAUAUGACCCAACAUCGCUCACAUCAUCAAUCACAACCGUUCUCGAGACAGCGACCACAUUAACCUCUUCAAUCUCAUCAUCAUCUGGAACUUCUCCCCAAACGGGAGACAGCAGCUCGGGAAGCAGCAACACGAAGACAAUUGCUAUAGCUGUUCCAGUGUCUAUAGUUGGCGCUGCUUUGCUCCUCGGAGCAUUAUUCCUUCUUUUGAGACGCCGUCGUCGGAAAACUCGACAGGAGAAUCCAUCGAACCUCCAAGUUGAUAUGGCUCAGACAACUCGAACAAACCUGCUGCCACACAAUGGUUCUUCAUGGAAUGUCGGACACGCACACUCCCAUGAGAUCCCCUUCGAAGGCCCCUAUCCUUCUCAAGCCGCCUCAACCAAUCGCGUUCCGCCGACCCAGCCAUACAGUCAUGAAAUAAAUGAGACGUCCAGAUCCCAACCAUCUACAUUGUCCGUUCCUGCUGCUCCAGCUGGAGUCACAGAGUCUAGACAACCAGAAAGUGGAUUUGGGCGGCCGGAAACCAGCCCCGUCACAGCUGGAUGGCAAGCCGGGAGCGAAGAUCGUCCCCGCUCGCCGUUUGAUCAUCCGUUGGAUGAUGCCAUGUCUGAGGUGUCGGGUCUGAGUGACAGGCGGGGAGCCACGCAUAGUCGUGAUCUAGAUGAUAUCUCCUCCGUAUCUUCCAUCAGUGACGACGAGCAUGAGACGCGCAGAUAA
Aspergillus thermomutatus is the source of this 897-nucleotide messenger RNA. RefSeq lists its product as uncharacterized. The record is from RefSeq and is a predicted model, not a curated record. The transcript has a single exon. Bases 1 to 897 code for a protein of 298 amino acids. NCBI's taxonomy places the organism in Eukaryota, Fungi, Ascomycota, Eurotiomycetes, Eurotiales, Aspergillaceae.